Molecule: messenger RNA, 5737 nt
Organism: Micropterus dolomieu (smallmouth bass)
Lineage: Eukaryota; Metazoa; Chordata; Actinopteri; Centrarchiformes; Centrarchidae
Gene: cfap65
Product: cilia and flagella associated protein 65
Exons: 35
Coding region: 106-5448 (1780 amino acids)
Source: RefSeq, a predicted model, not a curated record
CUUCUCAAACCCAUCCCAGUGCCUGUUGUUGGUUGGUGUUUUCAUAACUCAAAUGGAAUAAAUAGCAGUAGUUUGCAAGCUUUAUUUUUUUGGCGUUUGAAAGCCAUGUUAGCUGAGGUUCGGGGCUCUGACACCUUGGGUUCAGGUGCACCAUGGAAAUCCUCCACCGCUGGGAAGGAUAUCAAACAGGAUCCAGGGAUUCGCCAGAAGCAUCGGGGUGGAAAGCGCCUGCGACAAGUAUCCAGCCAAAGAAACUGCUUCUUAGGGUUGGAAAUGAAGCGAGAGCUGGUCUGGGAAGACUGGGACCUGCAAGGAGAGUUCACCAAGACAUUAGUGUUAAAGAAUACUCAUAGCAAGCUGCAGAAGCUACACAUCAGGCCUCCAGAGUCCAAGUUUUUCACCACCUUGAUCCCCCAGAUAAUUGUUCUCAGCCCAGGGACUUCCUACUCAAUGCCAAUCACCUUUAGACCACUCCAAAGGUGUGAGUAUGAAGACAGCAUUGAGUUUCAAGGUAAAGAUGGCAGUUUCCAGGUAUGUCUCCGUGCCACCAUUCCCUGUCAUGCCCUGGAGGUCCCUGACUCUGUGCUGCUGCCACUCUGUGCUGUUCAGCACUCCUCAUGUGCUACUUUCAUGCUCAGAAAUGUCAGUAAACUCCAGACAUGCUUCCAGUGGGAGUGUGCAGCACCGUUCCAGCUAAGCCCUGAGCAAGGCCUGUUGAUGCCGGGCCAGGAGUGUGACAUCACUGUGGUCUUCCGGCCACAAGAGGCGGUGGUGUAUCAGCAACAGGCCAACUGCAGGUUUGGAGAAGAAGGGGACAAAACAGAGAGCUGUUGUACUGUGCUUCUGCAGGGACUAGCCAAGUACCCAUGUCUUCAGCUGAGAAAUCCAAAUACCAAGGAUGAAAAAGAACAGUGUGGUCCAGUGCUGCACUUUGGCUCUGUGGCAAUUGGUCAAAGCUUACAGAAAUCUUUUGACAUCUUCAACCCCUCCCCUGUAACUGCGUCUGUCUCUCUUUCACGAUUGUCCAGUAACGUGCAUUUGUUGGGGUCAGAGUUCAGCUGUGAUGUGACUAGUGGAAAGGUGAGGCCUGGUGGAUCACUACGGGCUACAGUUACCUAUACUCCUGCUGUGGUGGAUACUGUCUCUGUCGAGUACUUAUCUCUAAAAUGUAGAGGGGCGCUCAACAAAACUCUGCUCAAACUCACUGGAAACUGCCUAGGUCCCAAAGUUUCCAUGUCCUCCUCUGUGGUGGACUUUGGCUGUGUUGAGGAAGGAGCAGCAGUUGUACAGACAGUGGAACUGGUUAAUUCUUCGCCCGUUUUGGCUGUCUACCAAUGGGAUCUUGACUGUAGUGGCCACAGUGUGUUCACAAUCCAGCCAGCAAGUGGCACUGUACACCCACAUAGUCGUGCCACACUGAAGGUGGUGUAUAGGCCCACACAGCCUAUUGCACAUCACAGAAGAGUGGCAUGUCUCAUACUGCACAGGGAACCCAUGAUGCUUGACCUGAUUGGUACCUGUCACUCAGAGCUCCAAAAACCCGCCACACUGAAACCUGAACACUUGGUUUUGUACGAGCUCCACUGGUACCGCGGACAGGACAUUGUCAGUGACAUGAAGCAAGAUCAUAAUGUACACUUGGACCAAGAGGGAGUGAUCUGUCCCCCGGAGGAGCAGGCACAAAAGAGAUCGGACAGUGCUGGUGUUGUGUCGAGAACUUCCAUGGAGGAAUAUUACCAGUCCUGCUUGGGGUGCAUGGAUCCAGUCUCUUCCAGUUCUUCUGUAUCAUCUCCACAUGUAACUGUGGUGCCCAGUGAGCUACUGUUUAAUCACAAAAUAUCCUCUUCUUUGUCUACUUCAUCCUCUUCCUCUCAGGCUGUGUCCAUCACCAACCAUACCAAGGGGAAACUCAGCCUGGUGUGGACUGCUGCGCAAGAUUCUCCGUUUUCUGUCUCUCCUUCAUCAUGUGACCUGGCUCCACUGAAGUCUACCUCAUUCAGGGUGACCUAUGACCCCAAGCAGCUCAAUACUCUGCACGGAGCGCAGCUUGAGUGUUUUGCAUACUACAAGGACAAUCAUAUAGAGGAGCGACUGCUGUGUCCACCCUGGUGUGUGACUGUUAGAGUCGUAGGACACUCCUUCCAGCCAGGCAAAGAGCACUUCAUCCCUUGCUGCACCCUGAAGCCCCCUCGAGUGGAAUUCCCAGCCCUUAGUGUUCUUUCCUAUCGGACAGUGCUCCUUCAAAAUUGUGGAGACCUGCCCCUCACUUUCUGUCUGGACCACAUCUCAAACCCUGCCAUGCCAGAAUCUGUGUCUGUAGUGCCGAGCUGUGGUUUGAUCCAGCCUGGGAAUCAUCAAAUCCUCACCCUCAGAACAACUCCCACAGAAGACAGUCCCAAGCAGGGGUUCAGAUUACACCUUCAGCUCAAUGAAUCUCAGCACACAAAGGAAGUGACAGUUGUCAAUGUGGUGGAAAAGCUGCAUGUGUCUCUGGAAGGAAACAGUUUAUAUUUCCAGCCAACAGCGCUGGGCUCACGGACACAGCGCUCCCACUACAUCAGGAACCUCAGCCGACUACCUCUACGGUUCCAAUGGAGCAUUCCAGAGCCAGACCAGGAGCUUAUCUUUGUUGAACCAGAUGCUGGUGAACUGCAUCCUAAUGAGAGCUCAGUCCAGAUAUGGUAUUUCAGCCCACUGGCAGAGAAAACAUACACACUCAAUCCCACUCUGUCUUUCUGGCCGAUCCAGACACCUGGGUGUAACAAGUCACACCUUACCCUUGAAGUGGUGGGAAUGGGCUCUAAAGGCUUCAUAGAGGCAGAGAAAGCGGUUCUGGAUGUGGGGGAGACUCUGGUUGGAAGCUAUCGGUCAAUUCAGGUUCCUCUCGUGAACAACAGCCCCUGUCCCAUCUCAUUUUGUCUCUCUGUACAGCAGACACUUCCGGAUGAGGGGCCUAUUUAUGACCCAGAGACAGUGCCAAUUGCCCUGCGGCUGGACUGUGAGAGGGGAACCAUUGCCUCACACUCCACAAUGCUGCUUCGAUCCACUGUCAGACCACAUAAACGAGCCCAGUACAUAUGGACCAUCAGCUACCAGACACUAAAUGCUAGUGGCUUUGUGUCAUCCCCUCCCCAAGCAGUGUGUGAAGUGCGGGCUAAGGGCGUGUUUCCCACCCUACAGGUGAUUGAUGUAUGCAGUAGUGGCAGUGUGGACAGACUCAGCAAGGUGCAUCUGUGGAAACUCUUGUCAUUGGACAGCCUCAACGAGCACCUGCUCUCCAACCCCUCCCCUGCAGAACUCACUUAUAGAACCCCUACCAAGCACAGUCUUCACUCUUGUCCUUCCAUCUUUACCAACACUGUGUUGGAUUUCAGCUUUGGUGCAGCUCCUUUGAAUUCAGACCCCUCGACUUUUGUGUUGAUGUUUCACAACCCUGGCUCCAUCUCUGUAGACUGGGCCUUCUUGUUUCCAGAGGAUCAACAGAUUGAGUUGGAAUACUGGGCCGAGACAGGAGAGUUCAGCAGCAAUGAGCUGUACCAGAUGAAGGUUCAGGACAACCGUCUGUUCAGCAUUUCUCCCCGUUCUGGAACUUUACUCCCUGGCCAGCAGAGGGCAGUACAAUUCAGCUACAGCCAUGACUUUGCUGGAACAGAUCGGUUUCCUGUUGUGUUCAAACUUUCUUAUGGCAGAGAGAUCUUGCUGAACUUUCAGGGGGUGACUGUGGAGACAGACAGACCAUAUCUCCACUUUCCCUCCAAGCGGCAUGUCUUCACUUCUGUAACUAUUGGGGACUGUACUCCUCCAAGGCAGGUGUAUGAACUACACAAUGGCGGUGCAGUGCCAGUCCGUUAUGAGGUGGACACUUCUGCAUUGUCACAGCUACAGGUGGACAACUUUAACCAUCCAGUGCUGUGCUGCCUCAAUCCAAAGGGAGAGGUCCUACCUGGGAAGACAGCCAUGCUGGAGUGGAUCUUCUCUCCAUUGGAAGCUAAGAUGUACCAUAUGGAUAUUCCAAUCCACGUUCAGGAUGGGGAAUCCACUCUGGUGAGGUUUGAGGGAUGUGGGUAUAAUUCUCCUACACUGGGCUCCACAAACCCAUUUAACUGCAGUGAUACUGAGGCACCUCAACCCUGUGUGCAGAGGCUUCCCUUCCCGGGACAGGUGAUAUUCCUGUCUGAGGACACACUCUCUCUAGGCGACAUACCUGUGUGCUCACGAUCUUCAAGAAUUUUCUUCCUGACCAAUGUGUCCCCCACAGACACUGUCCACUAUACAUGGGGUCUGCUCCAGCAGAGCAUUCACCAGGUGGUGCAGAUCCAUCCAGAAGGAGGAAGUCUGCAUCCACAGGAGAGUGCCCUUUGUGUCCUUACCUUCACUUCUACUGACUACCCUACUGUUUAUCAGCUAGACAUUGUCUGCCAGGUUAUUCAGCAAGCUACACUGACUCGAUAUCAUGAUGCUUUGCAGCGUUGGGAGGAAGAGAAAGAGAGACAGCAAGUUGAAUUCACCAUCACAGACAAAAAUCUUGACUGCCAAGGAGUUCUAAUAGAUAAGGUACCUCUAGCAGCUCCAGUAAGAAAAGGGCCACCACUCAGGAAAUACAAGACUCUUCCUCCUAUCUGUGCCAGUAGUAGUUGUGAAACAGUGGGCACAAUAUGUACCAAGCUGACAAGAGCUGAGCAGCGGGCGCAGCGAGAAACAGCAAGAGUAUGGAGGCGCCCUGAACCCCCCCAACCUGCUCUUCUGCAUCUGCGGGUUACAGCACACUCCCAUGGGCUUCAGGAUUACCUCACAUACCUCCCAGACCAGUUUAAUAAGCAUUAUAGAUGCCUCCAGUCAGUCAAGCCUCAGCAACUUGAAACCACUUCUUCAAGCACACCCCUCCCUGCUAGGCUGCCUUCACCGACACAUGGCCCUGAGAGAGACAUCACCAUGCACAUACUCACCACUCUGCUCAGGGACAUACUUGAUGAGCCAGUCUUCACCCAGUCUCUGAUUACUUUGGCAUCCAAGCCCAUCACCUACCGGCUUCAAGAAACUAGUCCCUCUCACUGCUCCUCAUCUCCAUCCUCUCUCCCUCCACCUCCCUGUCCCACAUCUUGUCACCCUACACCCCAACCUCCGGUUUUGUUGAGCAAGACAACGGCUGGACAGACAGAACAGCACAACACAAUGGACAGUGAGGGGACUGCAGGAUGUUUGGGAAACAGGCCCCAAACACAGAACACGCUGCACACUGAACAUGCGCCUGCUGACAUGAGUGAAGAUGUUUUGCUGAACACCCUCCAGAACCUAAUGAUGGAAGCUGUCAGAGGAGAGCUUGUCCUCACAGUGCACCCCCGCACUGUUAUGUUGCCACCUGUUUAUACCAGAACCAGGAGGACGUCCAAAGCCAUAGCUGAGGAGGAGAGAGAACAUUUGAAAAACAGAAAGGAAACACAAGUCUAACCAAGUCUCCCUCUACUGUUUUCAUUAAAAUCCUACUUAUUGUCUGUCAGCUUCCCUCUUUUCCAUGUUCACUUUGCCCUGACACACAACCUGUAGCUCUCCUGUAUCCUGCCCAGUGCCGCCCAUCCUUUUCCCUCAUCCAUCCCAACUGUUUUAUUCACGUCUCUUCUUCCUAGUCUUGCAGCCUCCUUCCUCAAAGAUUCCUCCAUAAACAUUUUAUAAAUGAUGUUUCAGUUUUAUUAACACAUUAUCAAAUGUUUGGGGUAUUAAUAAAAGAGAUUCCAACUUA